Microdochium trichocladiopsis is the source of this 4599-nucleotide messenger RNA. RefSeq names its product ankyrin repeat-containing domain protein. The coding region runs from base 61 to 4113 and encodes 1350 amino acids. The transcript is spliced from 2 exons. Gene Ontology annotation, molecular function: protein binding. Lineage: Eukaryota; Fungi; Ascomycota; Sordariomycetes; Xylariales; Microdochiaceae. The record is from RefSeq and is a predicted model, not a curated record.
CCUUUUCCCCAAGACUCUGGAUGCAAGCAGCCGUAUAGGUGCCGGCGCUCAUGAGCCGAGAUGGCGACGCUCUCUCAGGCUGAAGUGAUGAAUCGCCUUUUCGAAGCCACUCUCGACGCCUUGGCUGACAUCGAUGCAUUCUCCGGCCCCUCGUCGCCGACCAGUUUCAUCGUGUACGCCCAUGACCCUGACAGUGGAGACGACGGACUUGGCCCCGGCUACAGCGACAUAGUGAAGACAUUCAUCGCCUGGCUGCGCAGGUUAAGAACCCGCACGCUAUCCGAUCGACACCCAUCAGCUCUUUUCGGACACGAAACGCGUCUGGGCAGCGACGAGUCGGCGUGUCGCGACAUCCUCGAGAACCAGUUUUGUCUGCUUCCUCGCCGUGCGACCACUGACAGCGAGGCGACUGGCAUCGAGCGGGUCGAUACGGUAGUCGUAUGUGGCACCCCGCGCCUGAAGAGCUACUGCGAGCAUCCCUCCGCCAAUGAGUACAUGGAUGCAAUCAAACGGGAAUAUGCAGAGAAUGCAGCAUUGCCAGCUGGCGAACUCCGACGGAAGAUUCUGGAUAAUGUCUUGAAUGCGGCAACAUCUCGGCCUGGGUUCCACCAUGUUCUCACCGAAAUCGCCUUCCUUGAGCUCCGCCGCCAACAUAACCCAGACGCACAUGGCAUCGUUUUGGUGUCACUCGAGGGAGGCAUGAUCGACUACUUCAGGUUCAUACAGUCCACCAAUCUUCAACUGGGAAUCAACCCGUUGAGCACUUCGGCAGAGCUGCAAUCUAGAUUCUUCAAGCUGCUGCGAGCUAUGUACACAACAUCCGACGGGGCCAUAACUGCCUACGAGGAAGCCUACACCGACGCCAGGCACGAGGUUGAAAAGCAAAACGGCAAUAUCCCCAGCAGAGACCUCGAUAACCUGCUCGAGAAGUCCAUCUCCCGCGCACGAAGAGACCUGGCGAACCUCGAGAACGCGGGGCUGCGCGAUCUAUCCGUGAGGAGACAGCUGGCAGAGCUAGGAAACAAGGCUUACGCUGACCUCGAGGAGCGGCGUAACAAAGUCCUCGGCGCGCUGCCGACCAUACCCUAUAGAGACCGCAAGGACAGAAAUCCGGAAAGAGUAGCGGGUACCUGCAGAUGGUUCACGAAACAUGAGAAGUUCAGAGCCUGGCAUAGCAGCGAGUCCGGCGGCAUUCUAUGGGUGACGGCGUACCCAGGUUGUGGCAAGUCGGUUCUUCUUAAGCACCUUGUUGAUACUGUCCUGGUAGCACCCAACAGCGCUGUCUGCUACUUCUUCUUCAAGGACGACUUUGAGGACCAGAAGUCAAUUAUUGGCGCACUGCGGUGCCUCCUACACCAGUUACUCCUCCAGCGACCUGAACUUCUCACCGACAACCUCAUCCAGAAGUUCAAGCGGGAUCAGCAGCUACUGUCCUCAGCAAGCAACUUGUGGGACCUUCUCCACAACGUGGCGCGUGGUGUCACGGUUGGCAACCUUGUCAUCGUUAUCGACGCUCUCGAUGAAUGUGUUUACGAUGAUCGUCAGGUGCUGAUGAGGCUUCUCGUCAAGUGGAGCGAGAGCGCCAGCACGAGCAGAGUCAAGAUCCUUAUAUCCAGCCGUCUUUAUAACGACAUCAGCCGGGGCUUCCACGGGGUUGGUUCCGAGAUACAUCUCUCCGCGGAGAAUGACUCGGAGCUCGAGCAAAUCUCGGGCGAGAUUGAUCUUGUUAUAACCCACAAACUUCGCAACACGGCGGCUUAUCUUGGCCUCGAAAAGAAACAGCAAGAUAUACUCUACCAAGAGCUGACAAAAGUCGCAAAUAAGACCUAUUUGUGGGCGUAUCUGGUGCAAGACGAGAUCGAUAAGAUGUUUGGAACAGACCCCAAAUCGUUGCGCGCAGCGGUACAGAACCUCCCGCGGGGCGUCGAUGCAGCGUACGAGAAGAUUCUCAGUCGGAGCGGGCAACGUGAAAAUGUGAUGAGGAUGCUGUCUAUUAUAAUUGCCGCAGCAGAGCCUCUGAAUCUACUACAACUAGCACAGGCGUGGGCUUUAACAUCAGAGAUUUCGAGGCGAGACGAGCUGGAAAUCAUGUCUGAAACCCAUAUGCUUCGGACGAUUCGUGGUCUCUGCGGACUCUUUGUCAUUGUCGUCGAGGGCAGGGCUUAUCUGCUGCAUCAGACGGCAAGGGAAUUUCUCCUUGCACGGCAGCAACCACUCGCACGCGGCGUCGACCAGAAUGGCUCAUGGAAGGGUUCUGUGGUUGCUGCGGAAGCUGAACUGAUCAUGGCCCGGAUCUGCCUGCGAUUCUUUCAACUCUACGAGUGGCCUGCUUGGGGUUUUAGCCGCACCUUUAGAGGGCCCCGACUCAUCGACAGCAAAUCUCAUGACACUUGUCCGUGCCGAGAGCCACUGCAGGCACACAAAAGGGACUGCUUCGCAAUAUACGCCUUCGAACAAUGGGUCGAACACGUACUUGACGGGCAACAACCAGGCGGCAAGAUACUGGCCCAGCAAGCAGCGGAGCUUUGCGCGCAAUCGCGCCACCACUUCGUGUCGACCAUGUUUUCCGAGGGUAAACAUAGAUAUUAUACACCAAGCGACGAAUCGCUGCCUUCGCCAUUGAUGGUGGCGUCUAUGCUUGGCGUCCUGCCGGCUGUUGAGCUCCUGUCGCAGCGGCCUGGAGCCGAGCUGGACCGUGUAGACUGGCUGGGAUCGACUGCGCUAGGCUGGGCUGCGUUAUGCAAGCACGCAGAUGUGGUGCGUGUGCUUGUGGAGCGAGGGGCAGAUUACACCACGAAAGACAGGUGGGACACACCAGUCUUCACACGAGUUGUUGAGUUGGGGGAUGAGGCGUUGGUGGAGCUGCUACUCGACAAGGGCGCAGAUCCCAACGUCGCGGAUGAGCGUGGUUAUCCGCCAUUAUUCUCCGCUAAAUCCACGGAGGUCGUGUCGCUACUGCUGAAGCACGGCGCCGACAUCAAAUUCACCAACAGAAAUGGCUGUACUGCACUUAACUAUGCGUGUGAGACUCGACCACACCUGGUUCGCAUCCUGCUCGAGGCCGGCGCAGACCCGUCCGUGACCGACGAAAAGGGGUGGACGCCCCUCAUACGGUGCUGCGGCAGGCCAUUAUACAAAAUGGAGGAACAGGACUUUGAGCGUGAGUGGCUUGGAACCAUCGAGCUCCUGCUGGGUGAUUGCCGCGUGGACGUCAAUGCGCACGAUCAUAGUGGGGACACGGCUCUCUACCUUGCAUGCCAAGCAGGUCGCGCGCUUACGGUGGAAAUACUCCUCAAGCAUGGAGCCCAAACACAUGGCAGAGAUCUAUAUGCGGCGAUUUAUGCGGCGAUCCAUACGACGGGCCCCGCAAGGAAUGCGGCGGCAAUCGUAAGAAUGCUCCUACAUGCCGGAGUCGACAUCACCUCUGACUAUUUCCAUGGAAAACCCGCACUUCAUUACGCGGCGAAGUUGGGCCAUCAGGACAUCGUGAGACUUCUCCUUGAUCAUGGAGCCGAUAUCGAUCAAGCCGACCUAGACGGGAGAACGCCACUCAUGGUAGCAGUUUUAAAGUCCCGGAUGGAGGCGGUUCAGAUGUUGCUUUCGCGGCGAGCUGACACAGGAAGGUUAGAUACAAAGGGCAACUCCGUGGUUUGUCUUGCUAUCCAAGGACGGAAGGUGGAUAUUGUAGAGAUGCUCCUUGAUAGUGUCAAAGACGUGGAUGCGGUUUGUGGGCAAGGGCUCACUCCACUCGUCGAAGCGGCCCUGCUGCAACGCGCUGACAUGAUACAAAGCCUUGUGCGGCGAGGAGCCACCAUCAACCACACUACAGAAGGCGGCAUCACCCCGCUGAUAGCAGCCGUCAUGGCAGGGUGGCCAGAAGGCGUUGAGCUCCUCCUCAGGAGCGGCGCCGACAGCAACUAUGUCGGUAGAGGUGGCCGGACCGCGCUCGCAACCGCCGCCAAUCACAGAGAGUUGGAAUCGUUGUGGACAUUCUUAGCAGGAGUAAGUCAUGGCAAGAUUAGCGAACUCCCAGCACCCUCAUCGUUCGCAGAGCGUAGGAAGGCCGACAUUAUUCGUAUCCUCCUUGAGAAUGGGGCGGACCCAGAGGGAUGAGUUCAAGAAAACAAGUCUGUGCUUGAGUUGGCUUCCAAGUGCGGACAUGUCGACUUUGUCAAGUUACUGUUACUGUUGCCGAUGUGCACCGACUCCUCACAGCUCCAAUCUGCUUUGAACGAAAUCACGAAGAAAAGACAAAAGACCGUCAAGGAAGAACUAGAGCAGCGACUACACGAGCUCCAUCAGUCGGUACUGCAUUAAGAACACGCUUCGAAUCGUGUAUUCACAUCCAGUCGGCGGGGUAAUAUCAUGUGCCACGGUUGUCGCAACACAUCAGAAGUGAAACAUGAUACUUGCGUUGGUCUUUUAUUCCGAUUUUCUGUAUAUUUUCCAGAGCGACCCGAGGUAAUCACGCCGUGAGGUAGUGUCCAGCGAGCAUCUUUGGUUAGAUUGUCCGGAAGAGUUACAGGUUAGUCCCGAAUCAGAUAAUUCGGUUUGAUUGUGAGAACUGAGAAAAAGCCAAUUUUGAAAGACAAAUGUUCC